AAAAAAUCAAUAGUAACAUCGAAUAAAGAAAGGUAGCAAACUUACAUAUGAUCACCCGAAUAUCGGCCGUCACGAGUGACCGCAGCUGUGAUCGUCUCAGUCCUUUUUUCUAUCCGAAUCGAUUUGCCCCUCUUCGAUUAAGAAUUGGUCGUAGCUUUCCUUAGACCUUUCCCCGCUAAUAAGUUAGGUAGUGGAGCCUACACCUUUGUCCCUUGCCUAGUAAAAGCGUGACAAACCUCAAGUCUUCUUAGGACGGGACGUCCAACAUAUCUAGAUUCUUCUCAAUAUAAAGCCUAGCUUCUCCCUAGGCGCUUAAUCCAUAAUAGUACAACAAUUUCUAGCGACCCAAAAGAUCUAAACAGUCAUGGAUGCUAUCAUUGACCUCAAGGACGCCUCGAAGGCGCUGGAUCUGUCUAACAUCCGCUUUCAGCUCAUCCGGCUAGAGGACACAAUUACCUUCCAUCUAAUCGAGCGAGUCCAGUUCCCGCUUAACAAAACCAUCUACACCCCCGGCGCAAUAGAGAUCGGCCAAGACAGCAAGCUCAGUUUCAUGGACUGGUAUCUAAAAGAGCAAGAGAAAAUUCAGUCCCUGAUACGCCGAUACGAGGCGCCUGACGAAUACCCCUUCUUCCCCGAGGCAUUGCAGAAGCCUAUAUUGAAGCCCCUCGACUAUCCCAAGAUCCUUCACCCGAAUAACGUCAACGUCAACGAGCAAAUCAAGAAGUUCUAUACAGAGAAGUUCCUGCCCGCUGUGUGUCCCGACUUCGGCCGCCAGGAUAGGGGCGAGUUAGAAGAAAAUUACGGAUCAUCCGCCACCUGCGACAUCGCUUGUCUCCAAGCCCUCUCUCGACGGAUACACUUCGGCAAGUUUGUGGCAGAGUCAAAAUUCCAGUCGGACCCCGAGGGUUACACCAAGAUGAUCAAGGCGGGCGACCGUCACGGAAUUGGCGAGUCUAUCACGAACGCCGCGGUUGAAAAGCAGGUUCUAGCACGACUAGGGCUGAAGGCGCGAACUUACGGCACAGACCCGUCUACGCACGAUUCGGACAACGCUGGUAAGAUCAAUGUGGAAGCUGUAGUAUCCAUGUACAGGGACUUCGUCAUCCCCAUAACAAAAGAGGUCGAGGUUGAAUACCUAAUGCAGCGACUGGACUAAGCAGACUAUACGGGCUACAAACGGAAUAUAAAAGGG
Messenger RNA from Annulohypoxylon maeteangense, 1192 nucleotides. Its product is annotated as chorismate mutase. NCBI's taxonomy places the organism in Eukaryota, Fungi, Ascomycota, Sordariomycetes, Xylariales, Hypoxylaceae. Gene Ontology annotation, cellular component: cytoplasm. The transcript has 2 exons. Gene Ontology annotation, biological process: aromatic amino acid biosynthetic process; chorismate metabolic process. The record is from RefSeq and is a predicted model, not a curated record. Gene Ontology annotation, molecular function: chorismate mutase activity. The coding region runs from base 365 to 1156 and encodes 263 amino acids.